Molecule: messenger RNA, 680 nt
Organism: Daldinia loculata
Lineage: Eukaryota; Fungi; Ascomycota; Sordariomycetes; Xylariales; Hypoxylaceae
Exons: 1
Coding region: 148-477 (109 amino acids)
Biological process (GO): mitochondrial proton-transporting ATP synthase complex assembly
Cellular component (GO): mitochondrial matrix
Source: RefSeq, a predicted model, not a curated record
AAACUUUGGUAGCUACAUGUACAUAGCUGCUAACAUCCCGCAUCAACAUCAAACAAUUACUCUAGGUACACGUACCUCCGCCAGCCCGUGUCUACUUAGAAUACGCGCCGCCCAUCCUCUUACGCUACCAGCAUUCUCCUAACCGCCAUGUCGAAGCCGUCACAGUUGCGCUCCCUCUACCGAUCACUCCUUCGAGAACUCCCUCCCAAACCACUCCCGUCUUCCUCUUCGCAAGUCCGUUCGCCUUUACAUCAACGAUUAAGACAAAGCUUCUCAAAUGAUCCGCCUCACGAGCACGUCGUCGCCCAGGCCGACCAGUUAGUACGGUAUCUUAAGGCACAAAGGCAAUAUACGACUCUGCUGGAGCGAUAUAAUCCAGGCAUGGGUAUGGAUGAGGAAGAGCGCGUCAGGCUGACCGCGCGUCGGGUCGGCAUGGAUUUGCCAGUAGAGUACGAGAAGCAAGACAAGAACAGUUGAAGUACAGGAUCAUAGGAGGAUAAGUUUGCGAAACAGUGCCAAUUCGCCUACACAACACCAUGAAUCUCAAACAGAAGCUCCGCUUCCAAAGGAAAACUCGCGACUCUACAGGCUGAGCUUAGCGAAGAGCUACAUGUUAACAGACCAUUCGCUACGAUAACAGGUUGGAACGAUUCAUAGAAUUGCGCGGCGCUGCUUGAAUU